Molecule: messenger RNA, 330 nt
Organism: Topomyia yanbarensis
Lineage: Eukaryota; Metazoa; Arthropoda; Insecta; Diptera; Culicidae
Product: microtubule nucleation factor SSNA1-like
Exons: 1
Coding region: 1-330 (109 amino acids)
Biological process (GO): spindle assembly
Cellular component (GO): ciliary basal body; centrosome; HAUS complex
Source: RefSeq, a predicted model, not a curated record
AUGAUUGAAGCCGCAGCCCGUUUACAAAUGCACAACCAGGACAUGGUCAAAUGCAUCAGUUACCUGCGCGCGGAGCGUCAAAAAAUGGCAGACAAAAUAACGAGCCAAGAACAAGAACGCCAAGAGCUGGAGAAGGAAAUAUCUCGUCUACGCCGUCAACUAAGCGAGUUGGACCAGAACUUAGAACAGAAUCGCCAGAAGCUGCAAAAGCAGGAUACCAAACUAGCAGAAGCUGAUAUCGGAUAUGGAAAGCUGGUAGACACGAUGCAAAUUUUACUGAUGUCCGUUAAAAGCGAUAUGAAUGCGGAAAGCGAGACUGAGAAGGAAUAG